Pyricularia grisea is the source of this 1716-nucleotide messenger RNA. RefSeq lists its product as uncharacterized. NCBI's taxonomy places the organism in Eukaryota, Fungi, Ascomycota, Sordariomycetes, Magnaporthales, Pyriculariaceae. The record is from RefSeq and is a predicted model, not a curated record. The transcript has a single exon. Gene Ontology annotation, molecular function: hydrolase activity, hydrolyzing O-glycosyl compounds. The coding region runs from base 1 to 1716 and encodes 571 amino acids. Gene Ontology annotation, biological process: carbohydrate metabolic process.
AUGAAGUUCAUUGGCAGACUCGCUCUUCUCCUCACAUCUACGAUGGCUGCCAUUGCUGCAGCGCAGUCGCCGGCGAAUCAGACAUACACCAACCCUGUCAUUCCCGGUUGGCACUCAGACCCGUCAUGUAUCCGUACGCCUGAUGGAAUCUUCCUUUGUGUUGCUUCGACCUUUGUUGCAUUCCCCGGUCUGCCAAUCUACGCUUCACGGAACUUGGUCGACUGGAAACUGGUCAGCCAUGUCUGGAGUCGCGAGUCCCAACUCCCCGGAAUCUCAUGGAGCACCUUCAACCAGAUGGGUGGCAUGUACGCGGCGACCAUCAGGAUGCACGAGGGAACCUACUACGUUGCUUGCGAGUACCUAAAUGCUGAGUCGGUCAACGAGGUGCUCCUCGGUGUUCUCUUCAAAACCACGGACCCCUUUUCCGACGAGGCUUGGAGUGACCCUGUGCUCUUCUACCCGAACCGUAUCGACCCUGACCUCUUCUGGGACGAUGACGGCAAGGUCUACGCCGCAACUCAGGGCAUCGUUCUCCAGGAGCUCAAUAUCGAGACGGGCGAGCUUAGCCAGCCGGCCAUCGAGCUCUGGAACGGUACCGGUGGUGUCUGGCCCGAGGGUCCUCAUUUUUACAAGAAGGACGGCUGGUACUACCUCCUCAUUGCCGAGGGCGGCACCGCAACGGACCACGCAGUCACCAUGGCUCGUGCGCGCAACAUCACCGGCCCCUACGAGCCCAGCCCGCACAACCCACACCUGACCAACCGUGGCACCAACGAGCUGUUCCAGACAGUCGGACACGCGGACCUCUUCCAGGACGGCGACGGCAACUGGUGGGGCAUGUGCCUCGCAACGAGGUCCGGACCGGAGUACAGCCACUACCCGAUGGGCAGGGAGACGGUCCUGUUUCCGGUCACGUGGGAAGAGGGCGAGUGGCCGGUGAUGCAGCCCGUGCGGGGCACGAUGGAGGGCCCGCUUCCGGUCGCGGAGAACGCGCUGGACCUGCCGGGCUACGGACCGUUCGUCACGGCCCCGCAGUCCGUCGACUUCAAGGCGGCCGGCGCGGCCAUCCCGCCAAACUGGAUGUACUGGCGCGUGCCCCGCGACGACACCUUCUCCGUCUCGCAGGACCGGGGGCUCAAGAUCGUCCCGACGCGCAGCAACCUAACGGGUGAGGGCCACCAGGACCACGAGACCAACGGCAUGAGGGGCCUCGGCUUCGUCGGCCGCAGGCAGACGCACACGCGCUUCGACUUUGCCGUCGACCUCGACUUUGUGCCGCUGAAGAGCGGACAGGAAGCCGGCGUGACCGCCUUCUUGACCCAGUACAACCACAUCGACCUCUCCAUCAUCCGCCAGGGCUGCGGCAAGGGCCGAUCCAUCCGCCUGAAGACCGAGAGCCAGGACGUCGGAGUAGAGCCGCCGGCCGAGGUGGUCCAGCCCGUCCCGGAGGACUGGAGCGACACCCUCAGGCUCGAGAUCCGCGCCAUCAGCGCGACGGAAUACGAGUUCUCUGCCGGCCCGGCCGAAGAGGGAGCGGCCAAGGUCACUCUGGGGACUGUGGAAUCUCGGUUUGUCAGCGGUGGGAAGGGGCCGUUUGUUGGUACCCUCGUAGGCGUUUAUGCGACUUGCAAUGGGCAGGGUGAGGGAGAGGUAUGUCCCGAGGACGCCCCGGCUGCUUAUGUCUCUCGCGUGACGUACAAUGGCAUUGAAAAGUAG